Messenger RNA from Pisolithus orientalis, 456 nucleotides. RefSeq lists its product as uncharacterized. The transcript has 4 exons. The record is from RefSeq and is a predicted model, not a curated record. The coding region runs from base 1 to 456 and encodes 151 amino acids. Lineage: Eukaryota; Fungi; Basidiomycota; Agaricomycetes; Boletales; Pisolithaceae.
AUGCCCACAGUUGAGCAUCACCCAGGCGGCAAAGGACUGCCUCAUAAGCCUCAUGAUGGCAGGUUCUCUUCCUGCAACAGUCCCUCUAGCAGUGCUGAGGUCAAAGCAGAGACAACUGGUGUCUUAGCUGAGAUGUAUGGAAUAUUGGAGUCAUCCACUCACACAGUUUUCAAUCUGCAGCAUGAAUCAAAGAAACAAGCUCUGGCCACAUGCAUCACCCACAAAUAUGAAUCAAUGGCCAAGUUGUACAAGUACAAGGCAGGCAGUGGUGAGGCAAGAGUCCACAAAAAAGAUAUGGAGGUUGGCUCAUUAUGUGUAGCAAUGAAAAAACAUGGACUGGGGGAGCCUAUUUUUGACAUUAGUGUUCUGGCCAGUGAGCUGCAGCCAUCUCUCAAGUCUGAUGGCACAGUUAUUGAGCAUGCUGGUAGUCAAAUACUCACCAUUCAUCUAGACUAG